AGGUGUUUGUGUUAUUAAUAUUGCUUACAAUUCUACUAGACUUGUUUAAGAACAGUCAUGGAUCGAAUAAAAUUUAAAGUAAACGGCGAAGAACAUUCGGUGGGUAGCGAGGUGAGCUCGGAUCUCAUGUUAGUGGACUACUUACGGACACGUCUGGAGCUACACGGUACUAAAUUCAUGUGUCGCGAGGCUGGGUGCGGCGCCUGCAUUGUCAACGCCGUCAUUGCUUCUGGGGAGACCCCGCGAGCUGUCAAUUCGUGUAUGGUUUCAAUAUUAUCGUGUCAAGACUGGGACAUCACGACUAUUGAGAAGGUUGGUAACAGAGGAGUUGGCUACAGCCCCGUACAGAAAACCUUGGCUGAAGAAAAUGGUACACAAUGUGGAUAUUGCUCUCCUGGCUGGGUAAUGGCAAUGCACGGUUUACUCCAAAGUGGAAAGAAAUUGUCAAUGUUAGAAAUAGAAAAGUCGUUCGGCAGCAAUAUCUGUAGAUGUACGGGUUAUAGACCUAUUCUGAAAGCAUUUAAAAAGUUUGCUAAAGAUGCUCCAGACUCAUUGAUUACCGAUAUGGAAGAUCUGCAGAUUUGUGGGAAAACAAAUAAAGUGUGUGACCAUUCCUGCGGCAGUGAUGAUUGGUGUUUUGUACCUAAUAAUGUAACACAGAGUAAUGUUAUAAAAAUAAACCUUAAAGAUGGUAAGAAAUGGUAUAAAGUUACGACCACUUCUGAAAUAUUUGAAAUUUUUAAGACCGAAGGCACUGAUGAUUAUAUGUUAGUAGCGGGAGACACGGCAAAAGGUGCAGUCCCUAUUGACAAAUACCCCUCAAUACUGAUUGAUAUUUCAAGUGUUUCCGAACUCAAAGGCCACGAGUUUGAUCAAAAUUUGAUAAUUGGCGCAAACACAUCACUAACUGACGUCAAAGAUAUUUUCGAAAAUGAUUUUAGUAAAGAUAACUUUGCUUAUCUAAAACAAUUAAAGGAGCAUGUUUCGAAGAUAGCUCAUAUUCCUGUAAGAAAUUUGGCAACUAUUGCCGGAAAUUUAAUGCUAAAACAUAAACAUAAUCAAUUUACUUCUGACAUGUUUCUAUUGUUAGAAACAGUUGGUGCAUAUCUAACCAUACUCAAUGCGCAAGGAUCAAAGCAAGUUGUAUCAAUGAAAGAAUUUAUUGAUCUAGAUAUGAAAGGGAAAAUUCUGUAUAAUAUAUUGUUGCCACCACUAAGCGACCAAGAGUGUAAACUAGUAACCUGGAAAGUAAUGCCUCGUGCUCAAAGCGCACAUGCAAUAGUGAAUUGUGGUUUGCUAAUAAAAAUGAAUAAAUCAAAUGGUACAGUAUUGGACUUUCGAAUAGUAUUUAGUGGUUUGAUUGCACCGUUCACAAGAGCAUCAAAAACAGAGAAUUAUCUGAAAGGGAAACCACUCUUUGUAAAUGACACUUUACAGUCUGCUCUAAAAAUUCUGGAUCAAGAACUAGUGGCUACGGAAGCUCCACCUGCACUUUCUGCUGCGUACAGGAAACAACUGGCUUUAGCCUUGUUCUAUAAGGGACUUUUGGUACUAUGCCCAAGUGAAAAACUUAAUUUUCGAUACCGCUCUGGUGCUAAAGACCUUCAUGACUCAAGGCCCGUAUCAACUGCUAGCCAAAGCUACUCCACUGAUAAAAAUGUUUACCCACUCAAUAAAGCAACACCGAAAGUUGAAGCCCUGAUACAAACUGCGGGAGAAGCAAAAUAUACAGACGAUAUACUUUCAGUGCCAGGGGAAGUUUUUGGUGCAUUGGUGUUGAGUACUGUUGCUAAAGGUACUAUUGAAUCCAUAGACGCUGAAGAAGCAUUGAGACAACCUGGCGUUAUAGUAUUUUUUUCAGCCAAAGAUAUUCCUGGAAAUAAUUCUUUUAUGCAACUUGGAAUAAUAGUAGAGGUAGGAGAUGAAGAAAUAUUCUGCAGCGAAAAAGUGAUGUACUUCAAUCAACCACUUGGAAUAAUUGUGGCAGAAUCAACGGCUAUAGCCGAACGAGCCGCCAAACUGGUUAAAGUUCAAUAUACGGAUGUCAAGAAACCUGAGAUAGAAAUCAAAAAUGUUAGAAACGAUACAUCAAGGACUAAAUUGUUUUUGCCACUUCCUGCUAUCGGGAGAGGAUUGUUUGUUGACAAAGUUUUCAAGAACAAUUAUACUAUAUACAGUCAAUGCCAUUUUCCUAUGGAGAAUAUUAAAUGUGUGGCUCGGCCAACUGAACAAGGGUUGGAAAUAUAUUCAACUACGCAAUGGAUUGACGCUGUAAGAUACACCGUUGCGCGUGCGUUAAAAAUAGAUGAAAAUAGUGUUGAUGUGUAUGUGCCUCGCCUUGGCGGCGCUUUCGGUUUGAAGAUAAGUCGUGCUUCGUUGUCUGCUAUCGCUUGCAGUCUUGUUGCAUAUAAGUUGAACAAGCCCUGUCGUCUUAUCCCAUCGUUAGCUGACACGACCAGAUCAGUUGGAAAGAGGCUUCCUUGCUCUGCUGAUGUCGAGGUCGGUGUUAAUAAGAAAGGCGAAAUACAAUAUGCUAUUUCGAAACUUUACGAAGACAAUGGUUAUGCAGUAACCGAAAUUGUAGCUGUUUUAGGGAUAGACGCCUGUGUCAAUGUUUACAAGAAGUUGUGGUGGGAUUACGCAUGUUAUAAUUCCACAACCGACACCGCCAAAAAUACUUAUUGCAGAGCUCCAGGCACCGUGGAGAAUAUUGCGAUGGCCGAAACUGUUUUGGAACAGAUUUCGUAUGAAGUCUCUGUAGACCCUUAUGAAGUGCGAAUGAGAAAUUUAGACUCUUUAUUAUCUAAAACAGUAAAGGAAAUGGCAGAAGAUUUGAAAACUAAAGCGGAAUAUGAUACGAGGCGGGCAGCGACAGAUAAGUUCAAUGCGGAGAACAGAUGGAAAAAACGCGGUCUUCGCUGGUCUUUUAUGAAAUACACUCCGCUGUGUCCCGCAGGUUAUGAAGUCAACAUAAGCAUAUGUCACGGGGAUGGGUCUGUAAUCAUAAACCACGGUGGCAUUGAAAUGGGUCAAGGUAUUAACACGAAAGCCAUUCAAAUUGCUGCAUACUUUUUGAAGAUUCCAGAGGAAAAGAUCAAAGUUAAAGGAUCAAAUUCUAUCACAGCUCCCAACAGCAUAUUAACUGGUUCUAGCUUAACUUCACAGAGUGUAGGAAUGGGCGUGGAAGCAUGUUGCAAAGAGCUUUUGGCAAGAUUGGCACCAGUAAAAUUGUUAUUACUUAACCCAAAAUGGGAAGUUUUGAUUAAAGUCGCUUAUGAUAUGAAAAUUGACUUGGUUGCUCGAAAAUAUGUCAAUUACCUAUUAUCUCCUAUAUUCAUUGUAUAUGGAGUAGCGUUAGCGGAAGUGGAAGUUGAUAUAUUAACAGGAGAGUCUGAAGUUUUGCGAGUAGACAUAAUGGAAGACGUUGGAAGGAGUAUAAAUCCUGCUGUCGAUCUUGGUCAGAUUGAAGGUGCGUUCAUAAUGGGUGUGGGAUAUUGGACAAGUGAGAACUUGAUUUACAACAAAGACACUGGGGAAUUACUUACAGAUAGGGCGUUCGAAUACUACGUCCCACAAGCCAGAGACAUUCCGCAAGAUUUUCGCGUCAACUUCAGGGACAACUCCUAUAGUUCUGAUACUGUUUUAGGGGCCAAAGUUUCGGGUGAGCCCGCUACAUGCCUUUCCAUUUGUGUGCCUUUCGCAAUGAGAGAAGCACUGUCAUCGGCGAGAAAAGAUUCUGGUAUACCCACCACACAGUGGUUUAACAUAGAUGGACCUCACACAGUUGAAAAAUUGUGCAUGUCGGCUGCUACAAAAUAUGUUGACUUCAAAUUUGACUGAAGAAUGUGUUAUAAUUAUUAUAUGUGUUAUUAUUAUUAUUAUACGGUUUCUUCUUGUUUGUUGUCUUUUUGAUUAUAAAGUUAUUUUUAUCAUUACAACUCAAUUAUUGGGAAGGGAAAUAAAAAAAACACCAGUUUAAUGAAUAAACUUUAUUAUUCUACAAUAAAAGGAUAUAUAUUAUGAACAGCGUUCGUAUUAACAAAACAUUCAACAAUAAUGCUUACUUUGGAACCAAAAACAGGUAAACACUUUGGGUGCCGACAUUUAUGUCUCUUAACUAAUAAUAUUAUAGCCUAGACCAGUGUUUCUCAAACGAUGCAAUAUAUCCUCUAUACCCAUAUUUAAAUUACUGUUCUAUCAUUUUGCGCUAUAAAUUGCAUCCGAAAAUCAUUCUUAUCUUUAUUCUAAAUAAUUCGUUACUUGUCGUAAACCAUUUAACAGCACAAAAUGAAUAACACGGCUUAAAAAUUAAUUUUGAUAUUUUUUUCUGUUACCUACUAUGCUAACCUUCCAUUGUUACUAAGUAAAACGUUUAAAACAACGAAGGUCGCUUCUUAAAUAUUUUAAUAUAGAUCUUCCAGCACCAUUUUUGAUAAAAAACGAGUUUACAAGGAUUCUCAUGUCAGAAUAUCUAUAUUGGUAUAAUUUUUAAGCUCUUGUAGUAUUUGAAUCCAAAUAGAUCCCGUUUUCUAUUCACAUACAGAUUAGACGUUAUAGACGUCAACAUCCCGACAGAACAUACUGGCCCCAUUUCGAUUUGCCUUAACUCUAAAAUUGAUUUAUAAUACAAGUAAGGCUAUCUUAUUGACAAGGCAAAAAUUAUGUUUCAUAAGAACACCGGUAAGUAUGAAAAUUCCUUCGUUUAUGAUUCAAAUUUAUUUUAGGUCAUCAGUAUAAUAUAUUUAUAGGAACUGACUAAAGCUCAUCUCAUAAUUAAAACGUAACAAUCGAUAAAACUUUACAUAAAAUCAACAACUCGAUUUAAAAUCACCAUUAAGAGGGAAUAGUUAAAAACAAACAAAAAUGCAAAAAAGUAAUCUAAUAAUAAUAAGAAGAAAGGGGAAAAUUUAAAAUUUUGACACUUCGGAAUGCCAUAAUAAUUGGCCAUUAAAAUAUUGUAUGAUAAAUAUUACUAUAACAUACUAUAUUACUUAUUUAAAUAUACAAUAUCUACAGUCUAGCUUUUCUAUUCUAGAUACAUUUGGUCUUUGGAUGAGCAUGUCACAUUAUGGCUUGUGUCAUCUUUUGUAACUUUAAAAAAUAUAAGUGCACUUUUCAAAUUUAGUACUUGAUCAUUACAUGAAUCACUACACUAGACUAGACCUGGAACGAAAGCGGCACACCAUUAUAACCCGGAAAAGAAUUAAAUCACAGAAAUAGUCCUCAUAUAAAUAUGAAUUUGAGAAACACUGCUCCAAAUAAACAAAUAAGUGAGAUGUUGACAAUGGUGUGUUCUUAAUCGAAAUGUUAUUGGUAAUUCAUGAAAAUCGCUGAUAUUACUUCAGGUACCUAAUAGGGACAAGAUCAUCUUUAGAAUCUAAGAUCGCGAACAUAAUGUAAUAACUAUUUUUUAUUUUAUUUUUAUUUUUUUAUAGACACUAUGUAAACAAAUCUUAUCAAUAUCAGCAUAAAAAAAAUCUUUACUUCAUAAAACAACUGAUGUACAAGGAUAUUAAAAAAAAACUUCAGCUAGAUAAUUUAUAAGAAUUACUUUUUUAUCACAAAAGAAAACAAAACGCGAGUUUGACUCGCAUUGAAUUGUUAAUAAAUGAAAACAAGAUAGGCGUUUUAAUAAUAAAUCUAGCAUCUAAAAUAAUUAUCAUUUUUGUUACUUUCAAAAUUUUAGAUACAUACACAUAUUAUAACAUUAUUAUUGUUCAGCAACACUAGUUGAAUGAUGGCGUUUUACAAAACACGAUUAAAAAACUUUAUAUAAAGGCACCGACUUAAUUUCCCAUACGCCUAUUUUUAUGUGAUUGAGUAGUGUUGCAGACUCAUUGAUACAUUUUAUUUAUAAUAUAUGUAAAAGACAAUAUACUACGAUAUUAUGCAAAACAUUUUAGGUUAAAACGAACAUAAAAAUCAACCUUAAAAAUGCAUUGCAGUCUAUGCACGUGGUGUCUUAGUUGCGUUUUAUUUAUCUAGUAAUAAGGCGAUUUAAAAAUCUAACUUUAUACAAAAUUAGGUUAAAUUAUGUUAUUGUAAUUUGCAGUAAUUGUAAUUUGCAUAAAAAGAAAUAACGACAUGUUUGGCAUUUUUUUAUUGUGAUUGAUGAGGAAUAAUGAUUAUAUUAUUAUAAAUAAACGUUUUUCUCUUUAUUAUGGUUUUAAUUGAUAUUCUUAAAUUAUUAAUUACAUUAUGCCUUUUCAUUUUUUUGUGAUGUUUUGCACUCUCACCCUUUUACUUUCUAAUUCUAAUAAAGCAGAAUGCAGCAGCCUACUACCGACUCAACUAAAAUAAGUAUACAUAUAUCUCUAUUUCGAUAAGUAUAAAUAAAAUCUAUUUCUAUGUUAUAAAAACUACAGUUAAGUGUACAAUAAUAUUAUUUCUUUAUGCGUACAUGUAAAAGUAAAUCUAUCUAUAAUAAUAAUAGGUAAUAUAUAAAUAUUAUCUGAUUAAAAAGUAAAUAAUAUUUGGAAUUUUAAGGCUAGUUUUGUUGGUAUUUUAUACCAUGGAAGCGUUUUCAUCGCUUGCUUUGGCGGUUAUGGUCUCCAUAAUUGAUGAACCUUCUAUCUUAGAGGUAUUUGAAGCGACCUCAGCUAGGGUGGCUAAGGCCAGUAAGUCGACACUGCUGUGUUGCGGUUGUUUGCAAAUUUCCAUGUUUUGUACCACCGUACACGGUGCUUCGGUGGCUAUUUUAAUUUCGGGGCUAAUUUUAUGCGAAUCGCUAGUGUCGACACUCGAAUAGAUACUUUUAAAUUCAAACCUAGUUAUACUCACUUUCCUCGGUUUACGUUUCUGACUGCCAAUAACCGUUUCCCGCCAACUUUCAGCCAUUUCCCGUCGUACAUCAUAAUUUGGUCUAGGAACAGAGUUGACUAUUUGCGGUGACUCGAGAGGUUUCGGCUUAAGAUUAAUCGUUUUCUUCUUGCGUUUAUUUUCGCGUUUCUUUUGCUGGAAUUUCUCUAAGCUAAGUGAAGGCAAAGCUCUUAUUUUAGCAUCUAAAUCGAAGUCGGCAGCCUUGAAUGUUUUGUUUGAGUUAUUGUCUGGUUCGGGUGCAUCUGUGAUGUCGUUUUUGUAUUCGGAUUCGACUGGAGUCUCGUUGAACGAUGUGUCUUGUUUGGAUUCAUCGAUAACAAUUGAGUCUUCGCUCCGGGAGUUUCCAGUUUCCCAACUACAGGAAGGACUGUAGCUUUCAUCUGGCAUUUUGUCAGAAUUUUCUCGCCUUUGCCUCUUAUUUACUAUCAAUCCCCCAACCGCCAUAAACUCCUGGUAACGCUUCCCUUUGCAUGACCUCCCAGAUCUAGAAUUUUUUUCAUCAUCAGACCAAUUUUUUUGAUAACCAUAGUCAUCGUCUUUAGAGUAUCUCUUAUCGACUAUUUGGUCUAUUACGUCUUGAUUGGUGAAUCGAUCAUUCGGUAUACUAUGAUACUGAUGAUAAAUUCCCUUUUUCCCAUCAAAGUCUUCUUCGAAUAUUCUUGUGGUCUCAGAGAGAGCAUUUUGUAGUUCGCGUAUACUCUGCUCUCUGGAGACACAAUUGAUUUUCGACUUGUCUAUGAUAUGGUGAGAUCUGUAGUCGUUUGGGGUUGAGAUCGCAUUAAAUUUAUGUGAUGGGGGUGAAUAAAAAGGAUUCGGAGUUCGAGCUUCAGUCUUUGUGGCAAGGAGGCUACUCAGUCCUCCCAUUUGGGCUUCAUCAGCGAGCUUUCCAGGAGUAAACAUAGAUAGCGGCUUCGGAUCAUUUUCAUAAACAUGAUCUUCAUUGGCAUUUUUGUUGAAAUCUACUUUAGUGGAGUUAUUGUUGGUUUUUUCUAGCUCAGAUUCGUUACUUUCCGUGUUAGGGGAUUCGUUUUGUUUUUCAUUAAUUUCUCUAGGCCGGGACGACAGUGUGCGCAAGGGCGGAGCCGGUAACUUAUACCAUUUGAAAUCAGGGUUGGCACUGAAGAACGCGUCUUUGUA
This is a messenger RNA of Chilo suppressalis (striped riceborer), 7956 nucleotides long. NCBI's taxonomy places the organism in Eukaryota, Metazoa, Arthropoda, Insecta, Lepidoptera, Crambidae. The record is from the annotation of a GenBank genome assembly.